AUGCAAACGUGGUUUGUAGCUGUACUGCUUCAUGCCUGGGAAUUCGUAUCUGGCCAGAUUCAUUACUCGAUUCCAGAAGAAUUAGAAAAAGGCGCGUUUGUCGGUAAUAUCGCGAAGGAUGUUGGAUUGGAAGUAAGUGAAUUGUCCCGGCGCAAAUUCCGGAUCAUGACAGCAACAAAGAAGCGGUAUUUCGAAGUAAAUUCAGACGAUGGCGUUUUAUUUGUUAAUGACAAGAUUGACAGGGAGCAGCUGUGCAGUCAAAGUCUGACUUGUUCUCAAAAUGUCGAGGUUGUCAUAGAAAACCCUUUGAAUUUGUACCGUGCUGAGGUUGAAAUACAAGAUAUCAAUGAUAAUUCUCCCACUUUUCCGCAAAGUGAGGUGCGGCUGGAGAUUGUUGAGUCAACGCCUCCGGGUAUUCGCCUACCGCUUCAGAGUGCGCAAGAUCUCGAUGUGGGUACAAAUUCUAUUCGCGCUUAUGUGCUCAGUCCGAAUGACCACUUCAAGUUGGACGUUCAGAACGUCAGCGAUGGAACGAAAACUGUAUAUCUCUUACUUAAUAAUUACUUGGACAGAGAAAAGCAGGUGACUCAUAACUUAGUUCUCACUGCCCUGGAUGGUGGAAUUCCUGAGCGAUCAGGUACCGUCCGAAUUAUUGUCACCGUGCUUGAUGUCAACGACAACGUGCCUGUAUUUGAUAAGCCAGUUUACCGAGUGAAAGUGAUUGAAAAUGAAAUCAUCAACACAUUAGUUAUUAAGCUGAACGCUACGGAUUUGGACGAAGGUACAAAUGCUGAUAUAAUCUAUUCUUUCAGCAGCUCCACUCCUCAGAGAGUACGUGAACUGUUUAGCGUUGAGCAGCUUACAGGAGAGAUCAGGGUUAAAGGGGUGCUGGAUUAUGAGGAAAGCAAUGUGUACGAGGUGAGCAUAGUAGCUAGAGACAAAAGCCCUACUUUUUUACCUGUAUAUUGUAAAGUUAUUGUGGAGAUUCAGGAUGUGAAUGACAUCCAACCGGAGAUAGCGUUGAUGUCUGUGCUUGAAGCGUUACCUGAAAACGCCACAACUGGAACAAUGAUUGCUGUGCUUAGCGUAACCGACCCCGAAUCUGGAGCGAACGGCAACACUCAUUGUCUCAUUCCGAAACAUCUCCCGUUCGAGCUCAAAUCAGCUUUCAAGAACACUUAUCUGAUUGUCACUUCCGGUCAGUUGGACAGAGAAACUGUUCCCCAGUACAAAAUUAACGUUACUUGCUUCGAUGCUGGUUCUCCUCAGCUCUCGGUUAAUAAAGUCAUACCGCUGGAGAUUUCUGACAUUAAUGACAAUGCUCCACAUUUCCUGACGUCAUCAAACACAGCAUACGUAAUGGAAAAUAACACACCAGGAGCAUCAAUCUGCUCCGUGACCGCCUUUGAUUCAGAUCGCGGUCAAAAUUCAGAUGUUUCUUAUUCGAUUAUGGAGAGUCAAACUCAAGGAUUGCCGGCCACAUCUAUUGUAUCCAUUAAUUCAGCAAAUGGUAUAAUUUUCUCGCAGCGUUCCUUUGAUUACGAACAGUUUAAAAACUUUCAAAUCCACGUACAAGCUCGAGAUGCUGGAGUCCCCUCCCUCAGCAGUAGUGUUAUGGUAAAUGUUGUCAUACUCGACCAAAACGACAAUUCUCCAGUAAUCGAGUCUACUCGGACAGAAAAUGAAACUGUGCCUCGGUCUGCGUAUCCAGGGUACCUUGUGACAAAAGUGGUUGCAACGGAUGCAGAUUCUGGACAGAAUGCAAGACUCUCUUACUAUUUGAUCCACGCGACUGAUAUGAGUCUUUUUAUUAUAAAUUCGGGAGAAAUCAAAACGAAACGCUUCAUUGACAGCCGUGACUCUACUACUCAGGUCUGUGUGGUCUUGGUAAAAGACAAUGGGCACCCGUCCCUAUCUAGCACUGCCACAAUCACAGUGCUAUUAGUAGAUAGCAAUGCUGAGAUUACUUCAGAAUUUCAUAAUCUGUCUGAAAACAUUGAGCAUUCCUCCAAUUUGGCCAUGUACAUCAUUAUAUCGUUAGGGUCAACGUCGUUCAUCCUUCUGUUAAUAAUCAUUUUCCUUGUUACAAGUAUAUGCCUCAACAGCGAUGAAAGCGGUCAUAAUUAUUCCUUGAAUGACCACUACCUUGGACGUGAGAUUUCGAACCAUGCACCAAAAUCUAAAGCACGUUUUCAAAUCGACACCGAUGUUCAAUUAAAGUCAGCUCCUCGGGUUUUGGAAGUAAGUGCAAAUGGAUCACUGUCUGGAACACACUGCUAUCAAGUUCGCCCAGCAACUGAACAGGAAAGAAACGCCUGCUUCUUUCAUUCCCCUUCCAGUUCUAUGGCGCGCAGAAGCGAUAUAAAGAACGCCGAGAUAUUUUUAUCAGAUUAUAAUCAGCGGACGAAACGAAGCCCUCGAACUUCCAAAGAGGUGAGUGAAAUUAAUAAGGACUCAAGCCAGCGAUAUACCCACUAA
Molecule: messenger RNA, 2478 nt
Organism: Hypanus sabinus (Atlantic stingray)
Lineage: Eukaryota; Metazoa; Chordata; Chondrichthyes; Myliobatiformes; Dasyatidae
Product: protocadherin alpha-C2-like
Exons: 1
Coding region: 1-2478 (825 amino acids)
Biological process (GO): homophilic cell-cell adhesion
Cellular component (GO): plasma membrane
Molecular function (GO): calcium ion binding
Source: RefSeq, a predicted model, not a curated record